AAUAGUUAACAAUUAAGAAUUUCUAACGACGAGGUUAUUGUGCAAUAGUGCUAUCAGUGAAGACGUCUCUGGGGUGGUAAGCGGUCUGAUGGGGCUACAGGAAGGAAUGAAAGAGCGUUUUCACUGGGAGCUACACAACACUACAGAUGUACUUGUCACAGAUGGUGGUUUCUCAUCCACGUGUAAAAAUUCGAUGGAUGUUAAAGAAGGAGAUAGACAUUUGUCGUACUGGAAGGACUCUUCAGUGCAUAGUAAAAUUCACAUAUUUUUCUCCACGCUUCUUUUUGCGAUUGUUUUAAUCGUGGAAAAUAUAACAAACUUCAUACAAUUAGAGAACUGCAAGUCUUCAGUCUCCUUUUACUGGAUACAGAGCUGCGUUAUUGUAUUUUCCUUUCGAUUUUGGGGAAGAAAACGAAAUCGAAGUUUCAGGAGUCAAGAAAUAAAUUUCCGUCCACUCCUUUUCUACUUUGUGGCUACUGUAACUUUCUUUGGACUGGAUUUUAAUCAUUCCACCUUUGGGAUUUCUGCUGGAUCUGAAUCCUACUUGAUAUCUCUGGCCUUAGUGGCACCUUUAGUGUUAAUAGCAUCCUGGUUGACUGGUCGCCAUGCCUAUCCUGACAAGAUUAUCCUAUUGGUGGUUGCAUCAAGUUCACUUGUAAUGAUUCUGUUCUGCUCAUUUGAAGAUCGUCCUGCACAUUAUAGAAUGUCUUUUAAUCAUGGAGUUUUUGGCCUUCUAAUGGGCAUGUCUCUGGCUUUUUUUAUUGUGCAGGCAAAAAGAUGCUUGUCCAAGUUGCAGGUUUCAAUUUCCCAGUUACUCUAUUUGCUAAAUUUUAGCUGUGUCAUAUGUCUUCCAUUUAUUGCCCUUCUGUGUGGUGAAUUACCUUAUCUAGAAAAGGAACUGUUGAAACGAGGUGCACUUGAACUAAUCUUCAGUAUCCUCAUUCUGGCUCUGCUUCGUUUGGCAAGCCAAACAGCUUGUCUUUAUCAACUAAAACAUUCAACUCCUCUAUUGAAUGCCACAGUACGAGGAUUUUCUUGGAUAUGGAUAACAUUGUACAUAACUUUACAUACCCCAGGAGAGAGGGGUUCACUUGUGGUGCCAGUACUUGCAGCAUUCUGGUUAUACGGUUUUUUCAUAUUUCUUCCUGCACUCUUAACAGAUUUCUUUUUGAUAUUUUGAAACAAGAAAAAUAAGUAAGAUACCUUAUUUCCUUGAAUUAGCACCUAUGCUCUAAUAACUGCCUCCUCCUCCUUAGAAUGAGCACCCACUCCUUGGGGCCGUAAAAUCAAACAAGCACCCCCCUCAAUAUAAGUGCCCCACCUCCCUCACUUCCUAAAUAGUCAGGAUACAAGGAAAACCUGUUUCAAUAAUUGCCACUUCGUUUAUAACUUUUGAAGCUUCUACUGCGACUGAUUUGGCACAGGGCCUCCUCUCGAUUAUGCACCCUCCCUCUGAUAAGAACCCCUGGCUGUGAUUUCAGUAGGCAAAUUAAUGUGGAGAUACCUUAAUUUUAUGAAAUAUUUUCUUCAGGAUUCGUAUAAAGUGAAGGUGAAUUCUUAUGCAGAACUGUCCUUAUUUCAAUAAGAAGCAUAUUAAAAGUUUGGUUUCUGAAAAGUUCUCAAUACCUCCUCAUAGGGCAGUCUUCGAAAAGCAUCUCCUCCUGCCCAAAUCUUACGAAUUUUCAUUCCAGUGGGUUGUUCACAAUAGCCCUUCCCCAGCCACCAUUAGCCCCUGUAAUUUUUCCACUUGGAUUUCCUGCUUCUUGAAAGUUUAUUUCACAAAACAAAUUUUGAAAUUUCUUUGCCUUAUGUAUACAUAUUGAAAGAGAACUUUAUUGGGUAAGAGGAG
Messenger RNA from Pocillopora verrucosa, 1849 nucleotides. RefSeq lists its product as uncharacterized. The record is from RefSeq and is a predicted model, not a curated record. Lineage: Eukaryota; Metazoa; Cnidaria; Anthozoa; Scleractinia; Pocilloporidae.